Molecule: messenger RNA, 3698 nt
Organism: Camarhynchus parvulus
Lineage: Eukaryota; Metazoa; Chordata; Aves; Passeriformes; Thraupidae
Gene: KDM1B
Product: lysine demethylase 1B
Exons: 22
Coding region: 166-2628 (820 amino acids)
Molecular function (GO): zinc ion binding; oxidoreductase activity; protein binding
Source: RefSeq, a predicted model, not a curated record
GAAGCAGCGGCAGGAGGAGGCGGGCUGAGGGUGCACGGCACCGGGGAGGAGGAGGAUGGCGGUGGGGAUGGCGGCGGCGGCGGUGCUCUAGCAGGAGGCGGCGCGGACACGCGUGAAUGUGGUCUCCGGCCCCCGAGUGACCCGGCCCCGAGGUCUAACAAUACAAUGUCAACGGGAAGGGUACGAACGAAAAAAAAGGCAUGUUCUUCAGAUCAGUCUCCAGACAGCCUUCCCGUGAGGAGUUCUGGAAGACAGGUGAAGAAGAAAGCAGCUGAAGCAGCAGAUGAUGAUGAUGAAGCAUCAGAGAAGAAAUAUAGAAAGUGUGAAAAAGCUGGAUGCACCGCAACAUGUCCCGUUUGCUUUGCCAGUGCAGCAGAAAGAUGUGCAAAAAAUGGGUACACGUCUAGAUGGUACCAUCUGUCCUGUGGGGAACACUUCUGCAAUGAAUGUUUUGACCACUAUUACCGAAGCCAUAAAGAUGGUUAUGAGAAAUACACUGCCUGGAAAAGGAUUUGGACAAGCAAUGGUAAAAGUGAGCCCAGUCCAAAAGCCUUUAUGGCUGAUCAACAGCUUCCUUACUGGGUGCAGUGCACAAAACCAGAAUGUGGUAAAUGGCGUCAGCUGACAAAGGAAAUCCAGCUGACACCACAAAUAGCAAAAACCUACAGAUGUGGUAUGAAACUGAACAAUUCCACCAAGACUGAGGGCUCAGACCAAUGUUCCAUGCCUGAGGACUUGAGAGUGGCUGAAGUUUCAGACCAUUGGUGGUACUCCAUGCUCAUACUCCCUCCUUUGCUGAAAGACAGUGUGGCAGCUCCCUUUCUAGCUGCAUAUUAUCCAGACUGCGUGGGCAUGAGUCCAUCCUGUACCAGCACUAAUCGGUCACCUGGUGAAUCCAACCUUGUGAAGUUAGAGCACCUAAAGAGCGUGCCUAAUGUGACUGUUGCAGGCAUGAACAAGUAUUUCCAGCCUUUUUACCAGCCCAAUGAAUGUGGGAAAGCACUCUGUGUGAGGCCAGAUGUCAUGGAACUGGAUGAGCUCUAUGAGUUCCCAGAAUAUUCACGAGACCCUACCAUGUACCUGGCAUUGAGAAACUUGAUUUUGGCUUUGUGGUACACAAACUGCAAGGAGGCUCUCACCCCUCAAAAAUGUAUCCAUCAUAUAAUUGUUCGGGGGCUUGUGCGGAUCCGCUGUGUUCAGGAAAUGGAGAGGAUCCUGUAUUUUAUGACAAGGAAAGGGUUAAUUAAUACAGGGAUUUUGUCAGUCAAUUCUGACCAGUACCUUCUUCCUAAGGAAUACCACAAUAAAUCUGUCAUUAUUGUUGGGGCUGGUGCAGCAGGAUUAGCAGCAGCCCGACAACUGCACAACUUUGGAAUUAAGGUCAUUGUUUUAGAAGCUAAAGACAGAAUUGGUGGCCGAGUGUGGGAUGACAAGACAUUCACAGGAGUCACUGUUGGAAGAGGUGCACAAAUCGUCAAUGGAUGUGUCAAUAACCCAAUGGCACUAAUGUGUGAGCAACUUGGCAUUAAAAUGCACAAACUAGGGGAGAAAUGUGACUUGAUCCAGGAAGGUGGAAGGAUAACAGAUCCCACUAUUGAUAAACGUAUGGACUUUCAUUUCAAUGCCAUCCUAGAUGUCGUCUCUGAGUGGAGAAAAGAUAAAACCCAACAUCAAGAUGUUCCUCUUGGUGAAAAAAUACAAGAGAUCUAUAAAGCCUUUAUUCAGGAGUCUGGUAUCCAGUUCAGUGAGCUGGAAGAAAAAGUACUGCAGUUCCAUCUCAGUAAUUUGGAAUAUGCCUGCGGCAGCAAUCUCUCUCAGGUAUCUGCACGCUCAUGGGACCACAAUGAAUUUUUUGCCCAGUUUGCUGGAGAUCACACUCUCCUAACAGUGGGAUAUUCAACUGUGAUCGAUAAGUUGGCAGAAGGGCUGGACAUCCGGCUGAAUUUCCCAGUUCAGAGUAUUGACUAUUCUGGUGAAGAAGUGCAGAUCACUACUGCAGAUGGAACAGUGUGGACAACACAAAAGGUAUUGGUGACUGUACCCCUGGCCCUUCUUCAGAAAAAUGCCAUUCAGUUUAAUCCUCCACUGUCAGAAAAAAAAAUUAAAGCCAUUAAUAGUUUGGGAGCGGGAGUCAUUGAGAAAAUCGCCUUGCAGUUUCCAUAUAGAUUUUGGGACAGUAAAAUUCAAGGAGCUGAUUUUUUUGGUCAUGUUCCACCUAAUUCCAGCCAACGUGGGCUCUUUAGUGUCUUCUAUGACAUGGAUCCAGAGGGCAAAGAAAGCAUUUUAAUGUCAGUGGUCACCGGAGAUGCUGUGACAACCAUUAAGAAUUUAGAUGAUCAACAAGUACUGCAACAGUGUAUGACUGUACUCCGAGAGCUGUUUAAGGAGCAGGAGGUUCCUGAGCCAGUGAAGUUUUUUGUGACUCGAUGGAGCAAUGACCCUUGGCUGCAGAUGGCGUACAGCUUUGUGAAAACCGGGGGCAGCGGUGAAGCUUAUGACAUGAUAGCUGAAGACAUACAAGGAAAAGUUUUUUUUGCUGGUGAGGCCACAAAUAGGCACUUUCCUCAGACCGUUACAGGAGCUUACUUGAGUGGGGUUCGAGAAGCCAGCAAAAUAGCAGCAUUUUAAGUACUGAAAUGUUGUGUUUUUAGACAUAUUUUUAAUUGAUUUCUGUGGGUAAAACUAUCUUCAAGUUUCCUAUUGCUGCCUUUUUCCUACGUGGUACUUGAAUAGUAUAUGGUACCUGAAGAUAAAAGUCUUCAUCUUCCUUUUCCUCUUUCUCCCCCACCCCAUUUUUAGGCCCUGAUGAUACAUAUUGCUGGGGGCUUUUUUCCAGCUAAGGUAUUACUAGCAGGAGUGACAUUGGAAUCGUCAGCCACAGCUUAACUAAGAGAACUUUUGUUAAGAGUCCUCUUCUGUAUGGCUCAAGUCAUGCUAUUGUGAACCUUCAUUUCAGAAGGUCAGAUUAAAACAAGACUAAGUUAACAUACAGCAUUAAAAAUGCUGGCAGUUAGUGAUGAUAUGGGAAUUUUCCACUAACUGUGCUUCUCAGGUUGAUUAUGCUCAUAGGAGUUCAAACUGGCUUCCAAAAGCCUGAAUAGCCUAGAAAAAAAUCUAGGAUUAAUGUAGGAAGGAACUCAACUAUCACUUUUCCCACUUGCAAUCAGUAACCUUUUCUAUAAUAUUUUUUCAUAUUCUUAGCAUCCACUAAGCGGGCUUUGGGAUAUGAAGUUUGUUCCUUUAAAUAAGAAAGCUGGAACAGUUUACUGUGCAAUCAUAGAAAGGUUAUUGUAGCUGAUCAAAACUUGAAAAAUUAACUUCUAGCUUACUUUAGAAAACUUUGAAUAAGUAGCAGAGAUAUUUCUGUGUCGGGAUCUCUAGCUGGUCAGAGUGACCCCGAGAAAAGUUCGAAAGUCUCUUUUCCCAGCCCGGCGCUUGAAGGAGUCAGGGCUCUUCAUUUCUCGGUCUCAAGGUUGUUUAUUUUAUCUUAUCUAUAAAAAAUUUUCUCCUGCCCUGCCGAGGUCAGCUCAGCAAGACAGUUCCAGGCACUCUCCGCCCACCCCAAGGCUGCGUCGUCUUUUGUACUACAAAUUACGUAUAUCAUAUUUACUUUUACCUUCCAAUACCUAUCACCCAUGCUAGACAGUGCACCUCUAUUCUAAACCAAUCCCCAAGUGCCAACAUCACAGCAGAAGAUG